AUGCUUAAUACUUAUCAUACACCAAAAUAGACAUACAAAUAAUAACCAUAAAAAAUCUACUAACAUAUCCAUCAGAAAACUCUAACCUCUAAGUCUCUUUCAUCUUAAUAAUUAUAAUUUCCCUUAUAAUAUAAUCAAAUGAUCAAUGAUUAAGAUCCUUCAACACCAUAAAAGAUUUCAUUGGCUAAGGGUGUUAAAUUAUUAAAUAUUCCAUCUUAACUUAAUGAUAAUAGUUUUAGAAGAAGUAACUCUAAAAAUAUCUUGACUUCAGAUAGUCCACUUAUCACACAUAACAAAGAAAAUAAUUCAAUUGGAAGGAGAAUAUGUACUGAAUCAAGUUCUUAAGAUAACUCAAAUUCUUUUGUUAUUCAAGAAAAUAAAAAGUUAAAUGAACUCAUUUAAAGAUUAUUUAAAGAGAAAUAAGAAUUAGUUACAAUCAUAGAAAAAUUAAAGAAUUAACAAUAAUUUUAAUUGGUUUAAACUGAUUAAUACAAUCUACUUAGUCUAAAAGCAAGAAUUGAAAGAUUAGAAAGUGUUAUUGAUUAAUAAAGUGAAGAAAUUAAUGAAUGGAAAUUAAAAUAUAAAUAAGCAUGUGAAGAAGAUGAAAGAAUAAAUGCAAUUGAUUAAAUGGUAAUAUUUAAUAUUAUUAUAGGAAUCAUAAAUAAUGAAAGUAGUUGAAGAGAAUGAAAGACUAAAUAAUUUAGGUUUUGAAAAAGAUAAAUAAAUUUAAAAUUUAAACAAUCAAAUUAUAACCCUUUAUAAGUAAGUACAUGAAUAUGAAUAAAAAAUUAAAGAUUAAGCAACUCUUAUUAUAGCAUAUGAAUAAGAUACUAAAGAAUUCAAAAAAGAAUAUAAGACUAAAUUAACUAUAAUUGAAUAAUUAUAAUUAGAAAAGACAUAACUUUCAUAUUAAUCAACUUUUCAUGAAAAUUAAUAAGCAUAACCAAAUAAUAAUUAGUAAAUCAUUAUUGAUUCAAUUAAAUAAAUAGAAUAAGUAUAUAUCAUUAAAAUAAUAUAGUAAUUAUGUGAUUUAUCAACUUAAUACACAUCAUAAGUUUUGGAAAAUUAAAGAUUAUUGAGAUAAAAUAAUAAUUUAAAAGAAGAAUUAAUAUUGUAAUAAAAAGUUUUAGAUGAAAUAAAUACAUCAUAAAAAGGGAUUGUUAACCCUAUAUUUUAAGAACUCAAUAGAAAUGUAAUAUUAUUAAAGGAUAAAAUUUUGAAAAAUUGA
Molecule: messenger RNA, 1228 nt
Organism: Paramecium pentaurelia
Lineage: Eukaryota; Ciliophora; Oligohymenophorea; Peniculida; Parameciidae
Source: the annotation of a GenBank genome assembly